UCUGGUUACCCGGGGGGGGCCGGGCUGUCCCGGCUGGCACCGCCCCGUCCCGGCCGCGGGCGCGGCUGUUUACAGGUCCGACAAGUUGCGUUGGUCUGCGAAAAAAAGGUGCUGGAGGCGUCAGAGGAGAUCAGCAAAGAUGUGGCCACAGUGGGGACUGGACCUGAACCGAGUCCGCUGUGACCUGCACUUCACAGAAGCCAUCAACCAAAGGAUGCAGGUCCCCAACAGGCUGAAGGUGGCAGAGAGCUGCAGCUCUGUGGAAAAGGAGCGAGUGAGAGAGGAUGUCCCUCCUUCCUUUCGGAUGCACAUCCCUGAUAGGAUUUCUCUUGCGGAAAUAUCAGAUGCCAUUUUGAGGCCAGACCCGCUGAGCCAGCCAAGGAAGGUCCCCUCUGUUGUGGUGCACGUGUCCCCGGACCCCUCAGCGCCGCCCACCCCCCUGGGGGAGCUCCCCUUCCUGCACACCCCCAGCAGGUCGAGCGCCCAGAGACGCAAACGAGCGGGCCACCACAGCAGCAGGUCCCGGCGGGACAGGAUCCCAGGUGACUGUGCCCAGCUGGCCUUGCACAGCCCGGGACAGCAGCAUGAGGGGCUGGACUCGGGCCCCCUGCCCGCUCGCAGUGCCCCUCUCCCCAUCCCGGCGGGGGCAGGCAGGAUCUACUCCCUGCAGAACAUCGUCCACACCAUGUACCUCCUGGGCCAGGUGCUCUUCCACCGUGUCCAGGACUCUCUGCAAGGCCCAUCCAGCUCCCAAGAGGCUGGCUCAGCCACGGAGAGCACGUUGGAAGAGGUCGGGGUGACUGAGGUGGCAGCCAUGAGAAAGCAGCUGGCCAGGAUCUCAGGGAGGCUCCGUGUGCUGGAGGAGCAGUGCCACGCCUGGCAGCAGAAGGAGGCCCUGGUCUACUCUGUGAUGAUCUCUGCCUGCCUCAUCAACACGUGGCUCUGGCUGAGAAGAUGACUGCCCGUGCCUGAGCUCCCUGCUCGCCCCGGCAGGGUGGGUGAGGGCAGGGAGAGGAUCCUUUCUUGUGUACUUGCCAGCAGUAAAGCUACAUGUUUGUUCUUAACCUGACCUGCUUUUUGCACUGUGGGCCCUUGAGGAUCCGUGUCCUUCAGGCCCCGAUGACAAUGAAGGUGCCAUCCCUCUGUAGCACCAGAGGUGGGUGAGGGAGAUGUA
Molecule: messenger RNA, 1174 nt
Organism: Empidonax traillii (willow flycatcher)
Lineage: Eukaryota; Metazoa; Chordata; Aves; Passeriformes; Tyrannidae
Gene: FATE1
Product: fetal and adult testis expressed 1
Exons: 7
Coding region: 140-958 (272 amino acids)
Biological process (GO): positive regulation of mitochondrial fission
Cellular component (GO): mitochondrial outer membrane; peroxisome
Source: RefSeq, a predicted model, not a curated record